GAGCGGCCCUUCAGCUGAACACUCGAUCUAACAACACAUCUUGCCCGCCGUCCUCAAUUAAAGCCCCGUUCCCCGUCCUCUAUCAAAAAUGUCAGGGGCCGAAGCGCCGUUGAUAGCAAACAUUGACGCUACCGGAGAAGUAGAGCCGGAAAACGCAUCAUCAGAAGGAAUUCACGAGGAUGGCGCCAAUUUACCUAGAUUACCAGACGCGCCACCAGGCCUGUUUAUCUGGCUGCUGGUGCUAUCGGCGGGGAUAAGUGGUCUUCUUUUUGGAUGUAGAUACUUCGCAAUUUGCUCCUUGCCCCAACGACAAUGACUUUGCUGAUUAUCAACUGACACUCAAUGACCACCAGACGAUACGGGGGUAAUAUCAUCUACGCUGGUCUCCAUCGGCGACUCCCUCUCGGGCCGUCAACUCACAUCUCUGGACAAGUCGGUCAUCACAUCGUGCACCUCGCUAUUUGCACUCUUGAUCUCCCCGUUUUCCUCAUCCAUUGCCGACAGCCUGGGCCGGAAACGCGUCAUCCUGGUCGCAGACUUCCUCUUCGCGGUUGGUGCCAUCUUGCAGGCAUGCAGCGACACUGUGGCCGAGAUGGUCGCUGGCCGGUCCAUUGUCGGGGCCGGCGUCGGGGCCGCAUCCUUUGUAGUGCCACUCUACAUCGCCGAGACCGCCCCAGCUGACCACAGGGGCAAGCUGAUCACCAUUAACGUGCUGUUUAUCACGCUGGGCCAGGUGAUCGCCUACGUGAUUGGCUGGCUUUUUGCCGAGUAUGGUGACAAGUCCAGCGGCUGGAGGUGGAUGGUUGGGCUGGGAGCUGUUCCUGCUGUGGUGCAGGCGGUGCUCCUCCUCGGGAUGCCAGAGACUCCACGUUGGUUGGUCAAGUCAGGCCGGGAAGAAGAGGCACUCGAGAUUAUCCGUCGAGUUUCCGGUGGCAAACACAGAUCGACCUCUGACCGGGUGGCUCAGCGAGUCCUUGAGGAAAUCCAGGUCGAGAUCCGUGAAGAGUCCGAAGCCCGUAGACGGCUCUUGGCCAGCCGUGACGGGAUGCAGUCAUCGAGACCAGAGUGGAUGGAAAGAUGGUCAGAACUUGUAAAGGUGAGGCGGAACAGACGAGCUCUGACUGUUGCGUGCCUUCUCCAAGGACUACAGCAACUGUGUGGAUUUAACUCCUUGAUGUAUUUCUCUGCAUCCAUAUUCACAAUGGUCGGUUUCGCGACGCCAACCCUAACGUCAUUAACGGUUGCCGUUACAAACUUUGUCUUCACGGUGCUGGCACUUUUGCUGGUAGACCGCAUUGGCAGGCGUCGAAUACUCUUAUAUUCCCUACCUUUUAUGAUUGCUGGACUACUCCUUGCAGCGUUUGCAUUCUCGUUCAUAUCGAUAUCUUCGGCGCCAACAUCAUCACCGAUACCUAGCGCUGCCAAGACGGGGGAUGCGCAGCUGUCACCGCGGGCUGCGGCAGUGAUGAUACUCAUAAGCAUCAUGAUAUACGUUGCAUCCUACGCCAUUGGGCUCGGCAACGUUCCGUGGAUGCAAAGCGAGCUCUUUUCGUUGAGCGUGCGAUCAGUCGGCAGUGGGGUCGCGACAGGGACCAAUUGGUUGGCCAACUUUGUGGUGGGCUUGACGUUUUUACCCUUGAUGGAUGCAUUUGGACCGGCUGCAACUUUUACCAUGUACGGGGCUGUCUGUGGUAUCGGUCUCGUGCUCAUCUGGCGGAUCUAUCCGGAGACGACGGGAUUGAGUCUCGAGGAGGCGGCAAGCCUGCUGGAGGGUAGCGCCUGGGGGGUGCGGUAGGGCUGCGCCACGCAUACACGGUACUUAGUACCUACGCAGUAGAUCUAGGUAGUUCUUGAACUAAUUAGUCCCUGUAUCGAUAGAGACAACCAGGCCUCGUUCGGGUGCAAAAUUUCGGGUGCCAACUGGGACCGAGGUUUGUAAUUCAUUGGAUUUUCACAUGACCGA
Messenger RNA from Pyricularia oryzae 70-15, 1963 nucleotides. Its product is annotated as myo-inositol transporter 1. NCBI's taxonomy places the organism in Eukaryota, Fungi, Ascomycota, Sordariomycetes, Magnaporthales, Pyriculariaceae. Gene Ontology annotation, biological process: transmembrane transport. The transcript is spliced from 2 exons. The record is from RefSeq and is a predicted model, not a curated record. Gene Ontology annotation, molecular function: myo-inositol:proton symporter activity. Bases 593 to 1795 code for a protein of 400 amino acids. Gene Ontology annotation, cellular component: membrane.